Messenger RNA from Brenthis ino (lesser marbled fritillary), 1599 nucleotides. The record is from the annotation of a GenBank genome assembly. Lineage: Eukaryota; Metazoa; Arthropoda; Insecta; Lepidoptera; Nymphalidae.
AUGCAACGCGUUGUGUACCUGUUGGUGCUCGCAGUAAGAAAUAUUGUGUGCAGUGACAAUGAGUUACACGAGUACCUUAACAGAACAGAUCCCGCGACUCGACAGAUUUAUGAGUUUGCAAAAGAGCAUCCGAAACCUGUCGGAAUACUUACAGUAAGCUCAGGAAAAUUUGUCGAAAUACGCGAGAGUAAUGCAUUAAAUUCUGAUGCAUUUUCCAAUCCAUAUCAUAAUGAUCUAUUCGCUCACAUUCAAACUGAAAGAAUCCCUGAGCGAAUUGUACAUGCUCAAGGUUAUGCAGCGUUUGGCUAUUUUGAAGUAACCAACGAUGUUUCAAAGUAUACAAAAGCGGAUGUAUUUAACGGCGUUGGAAAGAAAACACCAGUAGUUGUUCGAUUUUCAACGUUUGCGCAAAAUCUAGGAGGAAGUGAGCUUGCUAGAGAAGCAAAAGGUUUUUCUAUAAAGUUUUAUACGAAAGAAGGAAAUUUAGAUAUCGUAGGCAUCAAUUUUCCUGUCUUCUCUCAUCGAGAUCCUGUUGAUUUUCCACAUUUCAUGCAUGCUCUAAAGAGAAACCCUAAAACUAAUUUAUUCGAUUUUACGGCUCGUUGGGACUUUGCGACUAAGAAACCAGAACUUAUACAUGCAACAUUAUGGCAACUCUCUGAUUACGGUAUACCAAACGGAUGGAGGAAAAUGAAUGGAUACGCUGUUCAUACUUAUGAAAUCAACAAUAAGAAUGGAGAUAAAUAUUUUGUUAAAUUUAAUUUUAGAUCCGAACAAGGUCUUGAAAACCUUUCAGAUGAGGUAGCAUUAAAUAUUUCAAAGCGAUUCCCAAGUUAUUUUACCAGAGAUCUAUAUAACGCAAUAGAAAAUAAAAAUUAUCCUUCAUGGACAUUAGAAAUGGAUGUUAUGACAUUGAAUGACAUAAAACAUCUUGAUUAUAAUCCCUUUGAGCUUACUAGAAUAUGGAAAAAAGGGACUUAUCAGACAGUAGUUAUAGGUCGUCUUGUCUUAGACAGAAUUCCAGAUAAUUUCUUUAGAGUUGGUGAACAAAGUGCUUUUAAUCCAGGCAACUUAGUACCUGGUAUUCCUGGGCCCAUGGAUACACUCUUCAGAUCCAGACGAAAGUCCUAUCGAAAUUCUCAAAUACAUCGUUUGACUAUAAACUCUAACCGAAUGGAAGUAAAUAGUCCUCUAUACUGGAAGGUGUAUAACCGUGAUGGACGCCCUCCAGUGAAACACAAUAUGAAAGAUGCACCAAACUAUUACCAAAAUUCUUUUAAUGGUCCAGUUCCAUUUAUUAAUCCCAGUCGACCUAACGAACGUUUUACAGUGUACGAAGCUAACGCUGUUGAUUUAGAACCUGCAUCAUAUUUCUACAACCACUACCUAGAUCGUGACCAAAGAGAGAGACUUAUAAAUAAUACAAUACCUACACUAGCGCCAGUAGCCCCAGAAAUACAAAGACGGGUGAUACGUCUGUUGACUUUAACAGAUCCGCUACUGGGAAGGGAAGUUGCUGAUAGGCUGAAACAUGCUCAAGUGCUAAUACCUCCACUCCGACCUGCACGUGUUCUAAAAUAUAAGAGACGUAAUGCGUUC